Messenger RNA from Oncorhynchus masou masou (cherry salmon), 4506 nucleotides. RefSeq names its product drebrin-like protein B. Gene Ontology annotation, biological process: regulation of actin filament polymerization; positive regulation of dendritic spine morphogenesis; neuron projection morphogenesis. Bases 105 to 1463 code for a protein of 452 amino acids. Gene Ontology annotation, cellular component: cortical actin cytoskeleton; postsynaptic membrane; postsynaptic density. The transcript has 14 exons. Gene Ontology annotation, molecular function: actin filament binding. The record is from RefSeq and is a predicted model, not a curated record. NCBI's taxonomy places the organism in Eukaryota, Metazoa, Chordata, Actinopteri, Salmoniformes, Salmonidae.
UUGAGAUCUCAAUCAGAAGUCAAUUCGAUUCGGUUUUACCGCCUCUCCUCCGAGAGUAGGACGGGCUUAUCACGGCAAUACACAACUGUUUCCGUGACUGAACGAUGGCAGUGAACCUAAGCAAAAACGGCAUUGCCCUGACAAAUGCCUACAAGGAGGUGGUAGAUGAGAAAUCCAACACCAAUUGGGCAUUGUACACCUACGAGGGGAACACUAAUGAUAUCCGAUUGGCAGAGAAGGGAGAUGGUGGACUGGAGGAACUGGUGGAGGAACUUAGCAGCGGGAAAAUUAUGUACGCGUUCUGUCGUGUCCAGGACCCAAACUCUGGCCUGUGCAAAUACGUCCUCAUCAACUGGACUGGAGAAGGUGUGAAAGAUGCCCGGAAAGGACUAUGUGCCAAUCAUGUCAGCUCCAUGGCAAAUUUUCUCAAGGGCGCCCAUGUCACAAUAAAUGCCCGUGCAGAGGAGGAUGUGGAACCUGAGGCUAUUAUGCAAAAGGUGGGCAAGGCCUCGGGGGCCAACUACAGCUUCCACAAAGAGUCCAACAAGUUCCGAGACGCUGGUCCCCAGGGACCUGUGGGCUCUGUCUAUCAGAAGACCAACGCUAUGUCUGAAAUCAAACGCACCAAUAAAGACAACUUCUGGGCGCAGGCAGAGAAAGAUGAGGAGAAGCGGCGACAGGAGGAGCGCUGCAAGGCAGACGAGGAGCGCCAGAAGCUGGAGAAAGACAGGAAGGAUCGAGAGGCCAAGGAGGCAACUCUCAGAGAGAAGAGAGACAAGGAAAGGGCCUCUAUGAUCGACCAGCAGAAGAAGUACCAGCAGCAGCAGGAAGCUGAGAGCAGAGAAGAUGAGAAACAACAAUGGGAGGAGCAGGAGAAGGACUUCCAGGCAACUCAGAAGAAAGGGAUGAAGCGUGGUGAAUCUGUGGAGAAAGCCAAUGAGGCAGCCAAUCUGAUCUCACAGCGCUCUAUGAACCCCAGAGAGAUGUUCAAGCAGAAAGAGAAGGGCAUGGACACCCCUGCCCACACCACUUCCAGCCCCCAGCCAGAACCCAGUGUGGAUGAGCUCGUUGUGGAUGAGUCAUCCCAGUCUGAGUGCUUGGAUGAGCAGGAUGCAACCCCUGUUCAGGAUGCAGUCCCUGAGGAACAGUGGCAAGAUGAAGUGAAGGCACCAGCUCCUCCCACUCAGCACAACCAUCCCACAGAGCCAGCCCAAAAUGAUCUCUAUGAGGAGCCCCCACAGGUGGAAGAGAACACAUUUGAGGUGCCUGCAGGGGAGAAGACGGACCGAGGUGUCUGUGCCAGGGCUCUAUACGACUACCAGGCUGCUGAUGACACAGAGAUCUCCUUCGAUCCUGAUGACAUCAUCACUGGCAUCGAGAUGAUUGACGAGGGCUGGUGGCGGGGCUACAGCCCAGACGGGCAUUUUGGAAUGUUCCCAGCCAAUUACGUGGAGGUUAUUUAGGUCCAUACCUCGCCCACUCACUAGAUCAGCAUAUUGGAGGCAGAAUAGAAAAGAUCCCCCCCCCCCAGAAUAAUUUGGCAGUAGGAAAACUGCUUGGUCCAGAACACAGCAGGUCAGAAGUAACUCAACAGUGAACCCUUUAGAAUAGUUUGCUGAACUGUAUCUGCCACAUUAUGGACCAAUAUAUGAACAAUAACCAUGGGACCAGGGGUCGCGCAAAUCUAUCCCUGUUGAAGGAAGCAAUUCAAUUAUGUUGUUGAUGUUGUGAGCCAUUAGAUGGCAUAGUUUAGGUUUUGAUGAAAACCCAUAUACUGGCCAACCCCAAACUGAAUCUCUUACCUUCUAAUGUGAUGCAGUAAAUUGUCAGGCUUUUUAGAUUUUUCAAUUCAAGUUUCCAUUGCGAACAUUAAUAGCACUUGUAGAUCACAUUCCUUAAAAAGUGAAUCCGGUUUUGUUCCAGAUAUACUAUUUUUGUUAUUUGUAGCAUUCACUCCUGUUGGGUUCAGGAUAAUAUUUCAUAGCUCACAUAAUGGUACCAACUAUGAUCUUUGGCCUUUUUUUGCCUUUUCCUCAGACUAAUAUUUUAUGUGAGUAUUUCUUUGUCAGAAAUGAUUUUGCUUGAAAGGAAUCCUGUGUGAAUACUGUUGGUAUUGCAGUGGAAUUGAAUAUUAGAAAACCAAAAGGUUCUAUAUUUGCUAUGCUCUCUGGGUGGCUGAACUUGAGGGAAAAUAGGGGUGUAAAUAAUGACAAUCAUAUUCUUGUGACAUACUUGUAUUUGUAUUUUUUUACUACAGCUGAAGUCCAUAAGUUUACAUACACUUAGGUUGGACUCAUUAAAACACAGUUUUGGCAAGUCGGUUAGGACAUCUAUUUUGUGCAUGACACAAGUCAUUUUUCCAACAAUUGUUUAGACAGAUUAUUUCACAUAUAAUUCACUGUAUUACAAUUCCAGUGGGGCAGAAGUUUACAUACACUAAGUUGACUGCCUUUUAAACGCCUUGGAAAAUUCCAGAAAAUGAUGUCAUGGCUUUAGAAGCUUCUGAUAGGCUAAUUGACAUAAUUUGAGUCAAUUGGAGGUGUACCUGUGGAUGUAUUUCAAGACCUUUCUUCAAACUCUGUGCCUCUUUGAUUGACAUCAUGGGAAAAUCAAAAGAAAUCAGCCAAGAACUCAAACUUGUAGACCUCCAAGUCUGGUUCAUCCUUGGGAGCAAUUUCCAAACGCCUGAAGGUACCAAGUUCAUCUGUACAAACAAUAGUAUGCAAGUAUAAACACCAUGGGACCAUGCAGCCGUCAUACCGCUCAGGAAGGAGACGUGUUCUUUCUCUUAGUGAUGAAUGCACUUUGGUGCAAAAAGUGCAAAUCAAUCCCAGAACAACAGCAAAGGACCUUGUGAAGAUGCUGGAGGAAACGGGUACAAACUUAUCUAUAUCCACAGUCAAAUGAGUCCUAUAUCGACAUAACCUGAAAGGCCGCUCAGCAAGGAAGACGCCACUGCUCCAAAACCACCAUAAAAAAGCCAGACUACGGUUUGCAACUGCACAUGGGGACAAAGAUUGUACUUUUUGUCAUCUGGUCUGAUGAAACAUAAAUAGAACAGUUUGGCCAUAAUGACCAUCGUUAUGUUUGGAGGAAGGGGGAUGCUUGCAAGCCGAAGAACACCAUCCCAACUGUGACGCACGGGGGUGGCAGCAUCAUGUUGUGCGGGUGCUUUGCUGCAGGAGGGACUGGUGCACUUCACAAAAUGGAUGGCAUCAUGAGAAAGAAAUUAUGUGGAUAUAUUGAAGCAACAUCUCAAGGCAUCAGUUAAAGCUUGGUCGCAAAUGGGUCUUCCAAAUGGACAAUGACCCCCAGCAUACUUCCAAAGUUUUUUGCAAAAUGGCUUAAGGACAAGAAAGUCAAGGUAUUGGAGUGGCCAUCAGAAAGCCCUGACCUCAAUCAUAUAGAAAAUUUGUGGGCAAAACUGGAAAAAGUGUGUACAAUCAAGGAGGAAUGGGCCAAAGUUCACCCAACUUAUUGUGGAAGGCUACCCAAAACAUUUGACCCAAGUUAAACAAUUUAAUGGCAACGCUACCAAAUAUUGAAUAUCUCACCCCCUGGGAAUGUGAUGAAAGAAAUAAUUCUCUACUAUUAUUCUGACAUUUCACAAUCUUAAAAUUAAAGUGGUGAUCCUAACUGACCUAAGACAGGGAAUUCUAACUACGAUUAUAUGUCAGGAAUUGUAAAAAACUGAGUUUUAUGUAUUUGGCUAAGGUGUAUGUAAACUUCUGACUUCAACUGUAUAUGAUGGUUAUGCUAAAGAGCUCAUCCCCAUAUCCUCCCUGCUCUCUUCAGCCCCUGGAGAAUUUGUUUAAUGGACUAUUUCAGGGACCAGUUACACAAAACAAAGCAGAAGUCAUAUUUCCUCUCUCGUGCUGUUGCCGUUUUCAUAUGUAUCCUGGGUAGGGUUGCAGAAUUCUGGAAACUUUCAAUAAAUUCCCUGGUUUUCCUGAAAUCGUGGUUGGAGGAAUCCUGGAAUCAGGAAGGGCAUAAACAGGAAAUCUGGAAUCUUCCAAACAGGAUUUCUGGAAAAUCUGGAAAUUCAUUGAAAGUUCCCAGAAUUUUGCAACCCUGGUCCUGUGUACAACUAGUCUCUGCUUAAGCAGUCUUUCACAGCCAGGUCCAGCUUCCAUCAAAAUACAGGUCUGUGAUUGGCUUAACCUAGCAGAAGAGCCUUGAUCAGAUGCUGUUAUCUUGUGACAGUGCCAAAGGAGGGGAACAGGAUGACGUCGUCCUCUGGAAAGUGCUUUCUCUCAUUUUUCAACUGUGUUGAAACUCCAUAACCAUUAGGCUAUGCAACGUCACUGCUUUUUAAUUUAUAAUGAAAUCGUUGUGGAAGAAAAAGUUUGAGACAUUGUCACUUUAAUUAAUGAUAAAGGAAUUAAUGAAUGAUUUAAAACCGGUCAUGGUCAUUUCAAGGUGUGAUGUAUCCAUGUUUUUGUUUUUCAAGAGUAUAUUGUAAUGCAAAUAUGUUCAUCAUAAUUAAAAGAGUUAAAGUAAAAUGUG